GGCCCCACGCUUCCGGGCCGCCGCCGGCGACCUCGGCGGUGGGGGCAGCGCUUUGUGCCCUGAGGGAAAGCGACGGAGCCAGCUAGCCAGCCAGGGAGGGAGCAGAGGCGGCGACGGCGCCAUGCGGCCCGCAGGUCGGGGCAGAGACGGCUGGGAACAUAUGAAGGAUAUUCUUGUGAUAUACGAACAAGAAGCAGAAGAGUGGGCCGUGUAUUUAAAAUCUCUGUUUGGACACAUACUGAAUGAAGAAGGAGUCUUGCUCUACAAUCUGGAGACUUUGUCUUUCAAGCACCUGGAGUCAUUCUCUUUACCCUGCUAUAAAUGUAAACUGCUGAUACUCUCAUGUGGACUUCUUAAAUGCCUAAAUCAAGAGAGAUGCUACUUCCUGGAGUAUGUUCUUCAGCCUCCAGAUAAUGUGGUGAUUCUCCUCUGUGGGGUGGAGAAUUCAGAGGUUCUUUAUGAGGUACUGACCUUAGGUGGAAGGAGCAGAGAGAUCUCCACUGAUCAGGAACCUGAGGAAUAUCUCUCGAUUGUUACUGGAAUUAUUCAAUCAGGUAAGCCACAGAAUGAAAGUCCUGGAGCCUCUUUUUCUUACAUAUAUGAAGCCGUUCUUGCAGAUGAUGACCAGACCAACUCUGAUUUUAACUUACCAGAUACCAGGAGAGCUCCAGAAAAAACAGAUCUCAGUUUUGAACCAGAAGUACUGUCUGAGACAUUAGAAGCUAAUGAGCAGUCGGUAUUGGUGCUUCCAGAAAGAGUAUCAUGUGAGAACCCUGGUGAAAUAUUCAUUUUGUUCAAAGAUGAAAUAGAUGAUGAAACUUUUGAAAUUGAAUUCAUAGCAGAUAAUCAACGAAUUAGGACACAGCCAGCCUCUUGGAAUAAGAAGGUCAAGUAUAUGAAAGCCUUAGAUUUUCCUGCUGGCCCUGUAUAUAUAAAUGUCUACUGUGGGGGAGUCAUUAAGACCACAGCACAGAUCGAGUAUUAUACGGCACUAGAAGAGAUUGAGCGUGUGUUUCAGAAAGUGGCUGACCCAAUAGCUUUUGCUUGUCAGGCUUUUAGAUUUUCUUCUGUGGAGAAGCUGGACAGUGUUUUGACUUUGCUAUUGGAAAGCAAAAUAAUUACUUCUGAAUUCAACAUAUCCCAGAGUGAGGAGCAGCACCAUCAACAAGCUAGUAGCCAUUUGGAAGAAUUUCCCACUCUCCUUCACUGUGCAGCCAGAUUUGGAUUAAAGAACUUUGCAGCUCUUCUGCUCAAGUGUCCAGAGGCCACAUGGGCUUGUAGGAUAGCCAACACACACGGAGAUGAUCCAGCAAGUCUUGCUGAGAAGCAUGGACACAAGGAACUAAGAAAAUUAAUCAAAGAAUUGUCAAAUGAAGUGACAGAUAAUUUCACCCAUCAUGAGGAGGAAGCAAAAGAUGACGACACUUACGUGGUUAUGGUAGGCUUGGAAACUCAACCAGCCAUGACAUUAAAAGCCAAGCCGAACCUGGGAGAUCAAUAUGGAAUUGGAUCAAAAUGCCAACAAAUAGCUGAGGUGGAUGAGGAGGAGGAAGGUGAUGUAGAAGACAGCAGAGAGGAAACCAAAGAUGAAGAUCAAGAAGGGGAAGAUACCUACACCUUUGUCAACAGUCCUAACAAUUUAUAUGCCAGCAUACCUGAUGAUUCAGAAGAGACCAGGAGAGACUUAUUUUUCUACAAGAGGCCACCUCCUCCUCCCCCUCGAAAUCUGCCUGGCACCGUAAGGCAGGAUGAGCUGCACAGUUUAUCACAAGAAAGGAAUUUUGUGGAGGACAGAAGUGACAGAGAAUAUGGCGAUGGGCUCCUAACAGCACGCUACGAAGACCAAGAUACAUGUGAGGAAGAUGACAAGGAGGAGCACCCAUACACUUUUGCGAAAUUGGAUGAAUCUCUGUACGAUUUGAUACUGGCUGAGAAGGAGGAGGAGAACAGGAAAGAACGCAGGUCCUUUAUCAUGAACAGGCCUCCAGCCCCUGCCCCUCGUCCUGUAUGUUCGCCCGUCAGAAAUGAGAACACUCCCUACAUAGUACAAGUGUUUCAGCAGAAGGCCACUCAGAUGCCCAGUGACUACAACAAGAUGUACUGCAAUGUCCGGAAGCACGGAGCACACAGACGCCCCAGCGAGACAGUAGCUUAUACCACUGUGAAACACAACAUCCCUGCUGAACAGGAAGAACUUAUCCAUUUGCAGAAACAAGUGAAAAAGGGAGCAAUUUCUGUGGACGAAGCCCUUGACAAAUUUAAACGGUGGCAGAAUGAAAACCAGAGACUACAGUCCCCUCUCCAGUGUCCGAUAAGGACCCCAACAGACAAGGAACAGAUGCCUAAUUAACAGAGUGCAAAUCUCCAGUUUUCCUCUGUUUGGCAAUCCCCACAUCUCCAAGUGGUGUGCUCCGCAGAGAAGCUCAGCCUCCAGCAAGUAGCGCUGCACCCAUCACACUUCCAGUGUCUUGGAAUCACGCACCUGGGCCAACUCUGGAAGAAAUCCAGUAUCACAAGAGCAAAUUAGUAAGACUCCUUGUAAAGUCACCACUAAUUCAACACCUUUCUUUGCUGAUUUUUCUCUCCAGAUUGACAGCUGAGGAUAUAUAUGAAGAUAUAUUGUGCUCUUUGGUUAAUUGUUUAUAAACUCAUUUCAGUUUUUCAAUAAUGUUCAAGAGUUGUUUAAAAGGAGAUUUUUAUGUACAAAAGAGGAAGAACAUGAAAAGUUACAAAGAUUAUGAAGUUAUAAUACGCAAAAUUUAGUUUUUACUUUUCAUUAAUACAUUUCUGUAUAAACUUUGUAUAUAAAUUUGUCUUUCAUAAUAAUAAUUGUACUCCAUCGUGAGUUAAAAUAAUUAUGUUCAAAGUGAAGCUAAUUUCUAAAGUCAAACUGUAUAAAUUAAAAAUGUAAAUCAGUACUAAUUAUAUACUACCGCAUUAAAGUGAUUACAAGAAGUA
Molecule: messenger RNA, 2958 nt
Organism: Oxyura jamaicensis (ruddy duck)
Lineage: Eukaryota; Metazoa; Chordata; Aves; Anseriformes; Anatidae
Gene: BANK1
Product: B cell scaffold protein with ankyrin repeats 1
Exons: 15
Coding region: 122-2350 (742 amino acids)
Biological process (GO): negative regulation of phosphatidylinositol 3-kinase/protein kinase B signal transduction; negative regulation of B cell activation; B cell activation
Molecular function (GO): signaling receptor binding; protein tyrosine kinase binding
Source: RefSeq, a predicted model, not a curated record